CCUUUCUCCAUCGGGCGCGCUCUGUUGUGUGGUAGAACUUGGGGUCGGACGGAGGAGCUGUCGGGAGGCGGCGGGAGGAGGAGGAGGAGGAGGGGGUGGAAAAUGGCGCUCACUCAGGGGACCAAGCGGAAAGUCUGCUACUACUACGACGGGGAUAUUGGGAACUAUUAUUAUGGUCAAGGCCACCCUAUGAAACCCCACAGGAUCAGGAUGACCCACAACCUCCUCCUCAACUAUGGCCUUUACAGAAAAAUGGAAAUCUAUCGCCCUUACAAAGCAAGUGCUGAAGAAAUGACCAAAUACCACAGUGACGACUACAUCAAAUUUCUGCGGUCAAUUCGCCCAGACAACAUGUCUGAAUACAGCAAGCAGAUGCAGCGAUUCAAUGUUGGGGAGGACUGCCCUGUAUUUGAUGGCUUGUUUGAAUUCUGUCAGCUUUCUACAGGAGGCUCUGUUGCCAGUGCAGUGAAGCUGAACAAGCAGCAGACGGACAUCGCUGUGAACUGGGCAGGUGGCUUGCAUCAUGCCAAGAAGUCUGAGGCCUCUGGCUUUUGUUACGUCAAUGACAUCGUCCUGGCUAUUUUGGAACUGCUCAAGUACCACCAGCGGGUGCUGUAUGUCGACAUUGACAUCCAUCAUGGCGAUGGCGUGGAAGAGGCCUUCUACACCACAGACCGCGUCAUGACAGCAUCCUUUCAUAAGUACGGAGAAUACUUCCCGGGAACGGGGGACCUGCGGGACAUUGGUGCAGGGAAAGGAAAGUAUUAUGCUGUCAACUACCCUCUCCGGGACGGAAUAGAUGAUGAGUCCUAUGAAGCCAUCUUCAAGCCAGUCAUGUCUAAAGUGAUGGAGACAUUCCAGCCUAGUGCCGUUGCAUUGCAAUGUGGGUCGGAUUCUUUAUCGGGGGACAGACUGGGUUGUUUUAAUCUGACCAUUAAAGGUCAUGCCAAAUGUGUGGAGUUUAUCAAAAGCUUUAACUUGCCCAUGCUGAUGCUUGGAGGAGGAGGCUAUACUAUUCGCAAUGUGGCCAGGUGCUGGACAUAUGAGACUGCUGUGGCAUUGAACACAGAGAUCCCAAAUGAGCUUCCAUACAAUGAUUAUUUUGAAUACUUUGGCCCUGACUUCAAGCUCCAUAUCAGUCCCUCCAACAUGACCAACCAAAACACCAAUGAAUAUCUGGAGAAGAUUAAGCAGCGCCUCUUUGAGAACCUGCGAAUGCUUCCCCACGCUCCUGGGGUCCAGAUGCAGCCGAUUCCAGAGGACGCUGUGCUGGAGGACAGUGGAGAUGAAGAUGAGGAAGAUUCUGACAAACGGAUUUCCAUUCGCUCCUCAGAUAAGAGAAUAGCUUGCGAUGAAGAAUUCUCCGACUCUGAAGACGAAGGGGAAGGUGGACGCAAAAAUGUGGUGAACUUCAAGAAGGCCAAACGUGUGAAAACUGAAGAGGAGGAGAAGGAGGAAGAGAAAAAAGAAGUCAAAGAGGAGGAGAAGGCCAAAGAAGAGAUGGCAGAGCCCAAGGGGGUGAAGGAAGAGACGAAAUCGACUUAAGUGGCUGGCAGGUGGGGAGCUGACAUUCCCAUGUUCUCUGCUCCCCCUCCCCCCUUCUGUUCCUUCAGAAUUUGUAUUUUAUAUGUUUCUGUAGAUAUUUCGAUAUAAAUAUAUUGGGGGGAGUCAGAGAGAGAGCUGGGCCGCAUUUCCUUCUGCCCCUCCCUGGAUAAGCCAUGGGGAGGAUUCUGUUCAGCCCCAGCUUGAGAGAGAGAGAGACAGAGGGGCCCUUAAUCUCCUGUUCCUGCCGCUGCUUCAUUGGGAACGUGUUCUUGGUUUUGUUCUUUAAAGAAAACAAACUCAGUUUCUCCUGCACUUUCUCUCCUUUUGAAAUGAUGAACCUUUCCCUUUGAGAAUUGUACACUCUGGGAGUUUGGUUUGCUCUCUUUUCUUAAAUAGGGAUUUUUAUUUUUUUUUAGGUGUGGAUACAGCCAUAAAACUUGGGGAAACUUUGUGGGAGGGUGUGUGCUAGUGACAGAGCUUGCAUUCCAACCGGCAAUGGCUGUGAAAAGAAUCCUCAUUUGGGCAGCUGUACAUUGAUGCUGCCUCUUUGCAUCCCUGAUGCCUGGUUAGUGCAGGGAAGCUCUGUGCUGCAGCAGGUGUUGUGAGGAGGACACAGGGGCUGGGUGAGUACAUGCGCCAGGGUGAGGAGGAGGUUUUCGGGGGGUGGUCCUGCACCUAUCACUUCAUCUUGACUGUGGCUCUCUCCAGGAUCAGUGCUCCUUGUGUCAGGAGGAGCCGCCUCUUCCCCCUGCCACUGUCCCAGUCCCGCCUGGCUUUGCGUGAACUCAAAAGGCCCUAUAAUGUGUGUGUGUGUGUGUGUGGUAACCAGUUCUGUGGGAGACGGUGCUCAGGCAAGGUUGCUUUCUGAACGGUCUGUUUAGAUAGCACCAUGUCUGUCUGAUACUUGGAGAAGGGCAUCUUGCAGGAGCCGGCAAGUGGGGCAGGAGUCUUGGGGGGGGCACAGAGUGGGGCAGUGUCCUUUCGCAGAGCGCCACAGCAGGGGUUGGCCCCAGCAAUACUGCUACCUUAGCCAUGUCACUCUAGGGGAAGGGGGGGGGGGGGAAAGGGGUUUUAUUUUUUUAAGCCACUGGUUUACCUGGUUUUUAAGUCUUUUGGGUGCGAAUUCCGUGCAGAUCUUCCUGCUCUUUGAUAACUUGUACUUGGUG
Messenger RNA from Gekko japonicus, 2711 nucleotides. RefSeq names its product histone deacetylase 1 (gene HDAC1). The transcript has 14 exons. Gene Ontology annotation, molecular function: histone deacetylase activity. The record is from RefSeq and is a predicted model, not a curated record. Lineage: Eukaryota; Metazoa; Chordata; Lepidosauria; Squamata; Gekkonidae. The coding region runs from base 103 to 1545 and encodes 480 amino acids.